Sitodiplosis mosellana (orange wheat blossom midge) is the source of this 2661-nucleotide messenger RNA. RefSeq names its product serine/threonine-protein phosphatase 6 regulatory ankyrin repeat subunit C-like. Bases 1563 to 2186 code for a protein of 207 amino acids. Gene Ontology annotation, cellular component: nucleus; cytoplasm. The transcript is spliced from 5 exons. The record is from RefSeq and is a predicted model, not a curated record. Lineage: Eukaryota; Metazoa; Arthropoda; Insecta; Diptera; Cecidomyiidae. Gene Ontology annotation, molecular function: protein binding.
UUGAAUUUUUUUGGUCAAUUUUAUUGCCGUUUUGUCCACCCAUACCAGAAAUCGGUUCCAAAGUUUGGACCAGUGCUAGCCACCCGGCGCCCGGGGUUUUUAUCAAUUUUUUUCGUUUUUUUUACCGGAUUUCAAGAGCCCUACAUGAUGGUAUAGUCGGCCAAAAUAGGCCGGGACCAAAAUUCGCAUGUUUUUGUCAACACAAAUGAGAGAUCGGACAGAAUUUUCACGUUUUUGCCCGAAAAAGACCGAUUUUUCGACCAGAUAUGAUACCCAGACCAGCAUAAAAAUUAAUUUUACGUCGAAAUAAUAGAGACACCUCCACACCAGAACACAUGGUUUAGUUCAUUUUCCAUGUGAAAAUAUCAUUUGAAAGUAAACAGUGCCGAAAUGUCUUCGAAUGAUCGAAUUGUGCAUACAAAAUCGCUUAUAUGACACACUAAACUCACUUCCAACGACUUAUGGCUGGUUCAUAUCCUCCAAAUUUUCGACGAGCAAACGAUUUAGAGUACCACUGAUGCAAUCUGAUCAGCCUAGGGUAUCGAAAAGUGCCUUUGUUUCGACCAAUGUUUUCAACUCGCAAUAUUUCAUAGUGAAAAUUUCAAUUUUGUAGCAAAAUAUGCUUUUUUUGAUGUUUCUAUCAUAAAAAUAAUGAGGUUUACGAACAAAAGAACAUUAUUUUGUUAUCAUUUUGCUUUUAAGUGGGCAUUUUUAUGCGAAAACUCCUUUAAAAUUCACAUUUUGGUUCGAAUACACCGAAUAUGUAUUUGGUUGGAUACAUUGUGACUUUUCAAGUGAAUUCCGUUUCAAUUGCAUUGGUUUGAAUGUUAUGUUACAUGCGUGAUCAAUAUUAAAAUACAGCAAUUUAAACUCAACCUACAGAUUGUUAUGUUUAUUGAAAAUUUUGGUUUUUCUACAUCGCUAAAUGAAUACAAAUGUUUGUUUUUAUAAUAUUUUAUGUUGAAAAAAACUGAGUUAAAUUCAGAUUUGAAAUGAUUCUUUAAGAAGUCAUAUUGUUUUGAAAUGAAUAUGAUUAUUAUUUUUUCAAUAUUGAAACGGUUUCAAAAACGUCGCUAGCGGAAUAACGGCGAACAUCGAUAACACCUUCAGCAACUGGCUUGAAUGAAUGGUACGACUGAGUUCCAACCAACGUUUUGAUGUUCUCGUAACGAUUUCCAUUUUCAUGUUCCUGUAAUGUCUCCUCGUAGUCUUCGUUUGAGCAGUACAUGUAGACAACUUUCGAUUCUUCGUUUUUUUUCAGGAACAUGAAAAUGGAAAUACCCAAUAUAAGCAAAAAUAUUCCGGCUUUGUUGGGAAAUGUGAUGGUUCCCCCAACAAUGGACCCAGUCCCGGGUCGAUCUGGCGACCCCAAAUACAGAUUUUCCUUGAUUACGUAUGAAAUGGUCGCAUUUUUAUUGGCGAUUUGUAAAUCUUCCACUUCAAAAAUUAUGUCCAUCGGAAACUUUUACUCAAAUGAAAAACAGUUGAAAACAUUACAAUCUCAUCCAUUGUUCCAUUCCAAUUUAAUCACUCUGUUUUAUUUCCACAGUUCCUGAUCGUGGAUGUGCGUGGAAACGGUAAGAUUGAGGCUCCAUUUUUUUAUCAAGUUUCACUCACACAGCACACUGCGUCACUGUAUGCAACAUUUUCUUCCGAUUCACUUCACUGAUCUUCUAUUUUUUCAACUUUUAGUAAACAAAAAAGACAUAAAUGGAGUAACAGCUCUGCAUAGAGCUGCUGAGACUGGUAAAACGCAGGAAGCUCGAAAACUCAUCAACAAUGGAGCCGAAGUUAAUAUUGAAAAUAAUUCGAAUGAGACACCUCUUCAUUUAGCUGCUUUCAAUGGUAAAAAGAGUGUUGCUGAACUUCUCAUCCAAAGAGGAGCCAUUGUUGAUAAAAUAAAUGAUUUCUAUGCGACACCUCUUCAUUCAGCUGCUUUCAGUGGUCAUAAGGAUGUCGCUGAACUUCUACUCAGGAAAGGAGCUAAUUAUGAAAUGGGAAAUUAUCUUAAUAAUACACCCCUUCAUUUAGCUGCUUUGAAUGGUCGCAAGAAUGUUGUCGAAUUUCUCAUUAGUAAGGGAGCCAAUGUUAAUAAUGAAAAUACUGCGAAAAACACACCUCUUCAUUUAGCUGCUCAGAAUGGUAAUAGUUGGAUACUUGUCUUUACUAAAAGAAUAUUGAUUUGAUCUUUUCCAUCCAUCUAAAUUAUUUUUUAGGUCAUAGGAGAGUCGCUGAACUUCUCAUCCGUAAAGGAGCAAAUGUUAAUGUUAAAAAUAAUUCGGAUCAGACUCCUCUUCAAGUAGCUAUUAACAAUGGUAAAGCUGACUAAAUAAGAUAUCGAUUUGAUCUUUUUCAUUGAUCUGUAUUAUUUUUAGGUCACAAUGAGGUCGCCAAACUUUUUAUCGGUAAAGGAAAGAAAAUUAAUAUUGCAGAGCAAUUGGAAUAGAUUCAAUUGUCUACUAACAAUGGUAAUGUUGCUUAUUUUUUUCACUAAAUAAGAAAUUAGUUUGAUCUUUUUGAUUGAUGUGUAUUUUUCAGGUGACGAAUAGCUGAACCAAUUUAGCUGAAUAAUCGGAUGAUUUCCUUCGAUUGCAGUGUAGAAAUAAUUUCAAAACAUUUUUUCGUCAAUCUAUGACCAUACCAACCAAUAUUGUUGCUUUG